Molecule: messenger RNA, 4368 nt
Organism: Anguilla anguilla (European eel)
Lineage: Eukaryota; Metazoa; Chordata; Actinopteri; Anguilliformes; Anguillidae
Product: E3 ubiquitin-protein ligase RLIM-like
Exons: 4
Coding region: 173-1861 (562 amino acids)
Biological process (GO): ubiquitin-dependent protein catabolic process; protein ubiquitination
Cellular component (GO): nucleoplasm; cytoplasm
Molecular function (GO): ubiquitin protein ligase activity
Source: RefSeq, a predicted model, not a curated record
AUAUUAUCUAAAUGUACUUCCGGAACCAGGGCCGCUGAAAAAGUGGGCGGUAACGUUUCAGCUCUAUACGGAAACGGCCUCUUAAAUCAACUCUAACACAAAUUGAAAAAAAACGUGUAAAAACAACAGCGGGUUGACACAGGUUGGGCUAUACCUGUUUCCCAGUGUGGUGAUGGAGAACUCUGAGGGAUCAGAGCAGAUGGGUAGGGAGCAGUCACAUGGCCAGCGCCGGCAACAGUCUCGACUACAACGAGAGGAGGCCUUCUACCACUUUGUCAACAACCUUAGUGAGGAGGACUACCGGUUGAUGAGAGACAACAGCCUCUUUGGAACUCCUGGUGAGAUAUCUGAAGAGGAGCUGUUGAGUCGUCUGCAGCAGGUCAAAGAGAGGAGCAGCGAGUCCAGAAAUGCAGAUGGUGCUGGACAAGAACAAGCAGAUGGUUCAAAUGGAGACUCAUCAUCUGCUGUCCGUCAUCAUGGGAGCCAGUCAUGGAGAGCAGUGAGCAGGACCAAUCUCAGUAGUGGAGACUUUCGCUUCAGCCUGGAGAUCAACGUCAGCCGCAACAUGUCCAGCCAGCAGGAGCCGACCGAGGACGGGGAGAGACUGGAAGAGGGAGCGGAGGAACCGGCGAGGCCGCAGACAGUGGCGGAACGUGAGAGGAGUGUUGCAGUGAGGGAAAUGCUGGCAGAGACAUCAGAGGAGGAGGUGGCUGUUGUCGUGGUACCUGAGCCAGAGCCCUUGAGACCAAAUACCCCCCCUGUAAUCAGCCCCAUUCGUCUUGAGGUUCAAAACUUGGUGCCUUCUGACUCCCCUUCCAGGGGGCCACGACGCAGGGCCUCUAGGAUGGCCAGGAGCCACAGCCCAGAACAGGGCCGGACUAGGCCUCGCCCCGAGAGGAGCCGCUCCCCCUUCCGUUGGGACCCCCUCCCACAGGCGCAAGAGGAGGGCAGCUCCAGAACCCGGCAGAGUGUGACAGAGCGAGAGGCCCUGCCGGACAGGGUAGCGCCGGACCAGCAGGAGGCGGAGGACUCAGGGGCGGGCGCCUGGCGGCCCCCCACCAUCAGGCUGAACCUCCGAGUGCGGCAAGCAAGACCCGGGGAGCCCCAGGACAGCGUCGGCAGCCGCGCCGGCCCGCAGCCCCAGGCACCCAGCGAAACCGUCCAGUAUGAGAGCGAGCGCUCGGGGUUCCACCGAACCUUUUCUCGCUCGGAGCAGGCCGGGAUCCGCACCUACGUCAGCACCAUCCGCAUCCCUGUGCAGCGCUUGGCCGACUCGGGGCUGAGCGAGGCCACGUCCUCCGCCCUGCGGAUUGUCAUCCGCCAGAUCAUGACAGGCUUCGGGGAGCUCAGCUCGCUCACGGACUCCGACUCUCACGACUCCUCCAACUCCAGCCAAGAACCUGGCCGGUCAGCCGCGGAGGAGGUGCCCCGCAGUCCUGCCGCUGUCGGCGCCAUCCCUUUUGCCCGCGGUCCAUACCCAGGCGUCCCGCUACCAGAGGAGAGGGGCGGGGGAGCUGCGGAAGACUCCGGGGAGGGCCGGGCGGAGCCAGGUACCCUGCCCUUCCUCCGGCUGGCGCACUUCUUCCUGCUCAACGACGAGGACGAGGACCAGCCGCACGGCCUCACCAAAGAGCAGAUCGACAACCUCUCCACGCGGAGCUUCCGCUUCGGGGAGAGCGGCAGCCUGCAGACCUGCAGCGUGUGCAUCACCGACUACGCGGAGGGACACAAACUGCGGCAGCUGCCCUGCUCUCACGAGUACCACGUCCACUGCAUUGAUCGCUGGCUCUCCGAGAACUCCACCUGCCCCAUCUGCCGCCACGCAGUCCUAGCAUCCGCCAACAGAGAAAGUGCGGUGUAGGCAAUUCGGGCCUGGGCCGUACAGCAGAACGCAGCAUCUGAUUUGCACCUCUGAGCAGAGGAGCUUUUGACAACGAGCAUGUCUUUCUCAACUCGCGGCCAGUGGGGCGGGACUGUAUAGGCAGUGAUGCAUAUUUUGAAGUGAUAAAAAUGUACAUAACACUACAACAACAUCGGCAUCAUUUUAACCUGUUUCACACCUCCUCAAAGUCCCAAUAACCUAGUGGCACUUACUACCAGUCAUUGUCCACUCUACCUGAGUGUUAAGAGUUCUGGAACUUAGCUCGUCUAUCUAUCCUGCCUGAGUAUUAGAGUUCAUCAACAACUUGGAUAAGUUAACCAAUUAAGAGAAACUGAAUGUCAUAACCCUCUGAACAUUUGUGUAAAUAUUAUAGGACAUUUAUGGACAAUACAAAAUGUUCUACCAUUGGGUUACUUUCUGUUUACCUGGAGUGUUUUAAUGCAUGUUGAGAAAGAAAUGAAGAAUAAUCCAGUUAUAUUCUUACUUGUCAAUAUUGAUAAAUAGGACAUCAGAAGCCUUGCACAAAAUAAAUUAAAAGUAAUACUUUAUUUAAUACUGUUGUUUUUCUGCAUGAGUGUUUGAGUGCCUGCAGAUCUGAGUGCAGUUCUAACAGAAAGAACAGAGCUUGUAAACCAUUACAGAUAAAUAGAAAACAAUUUCUUAAACUGAGCAAAUUUAAAGACAGCUAAAUCCCCAGGACCAAAUUGGGGAACCACUGGUCCAAAGCAGGGGUGCAGAAUAAGAGUCAAUCCUUUUCAGGAUUUUGUGCCAAUGUCAGCUUUUAAUUAUUUAAUUUGCUCAAUCACUUAUUGCGCUGACAUUUGUAUGAGCAUCAGGUACAGCUGCAGACUGCAAGUGUAUCCUAAAGAUUUUACUGUGCUCAAGUACGACAAUGAACCAGCUUAGUUUAUAGAGCUUUUAGGAAAUUUAGAAAACUAAAAUUAUGGUAAUGGUUGUUACGAAAAACCAGCACACAGAUUGGCCCUCCAAGGCUGGUGCCCCCUGGUGUAAAGCAAGAAAAUUCACUUAAGCAAAAUGCAAAGCAGCAUGUCCAGCAGAUGUCAGCGUUGUGCGUAUCAUGAGUGCUAUCCUGGUUUCUCAGUUUUAUGUACUUUUACGAUUAUGUUUUAUGAUAGGUUGGUGCUUUAUUCCCAUUCGCAUUGGUUUUGCCUUGACCACUGUGAGAGGUCAAGGCAAAACUGUUAUAGGGUUGCUUGGUCAAAAAGACAAUGGUGAGGGAACCAUGCUGGGCCUUCUGCUUCAGCUAAGGGCAAAGAGACAGAGGAGAGCAGUGGUAAGGACCCAGCUCCUUCAUUCUGCUGUAGGUGCUGCCUGGUAUGCAGCUUGGUGCCUGUAGCUUGUCUGUUGUCAGCAUGGCCCUGCAGGUGCAGAGGACUGCUCUGGUGAGGAGUCUGGCAUAGGUUCAAGGGUCUCGCUCUCCCUGAACAGCUUCUGCCCAGCUGGAUCCAGCAGCCCUCUGGAGAAGGGUGGGCAUGGCUACAAGCACUGCAGAUUCCAGAGAAUGAGCAAGGUUGGCAUCUCAAUUCCAGGAGUGUUGGGCAUCAUGUGAGUGUGUGGCAAAUCUGGAGAAGAAUCUCACAUACUUUCUAAGUGCUGUCACUGAGUUUCCAGCAUCUAAUGUAUACUGAAUAGAAUAAUCCACAAGAGAAAAUGUCCAAUAGUGAAUACAUUAAGUAUAAUUAGAGUACCAUAAUGUAGUUAAUUGGAUUAUGUGCAUUUUGUUCUUGUGUAAUUAUGGAAAGCGGACCGUUGGGUAUCUGGACAGUGGCUGAAAUGUUAACAGUAUUAACGGUUAACGGUAUUAGAUUGCAUCACCUUCAAAUUCUUCAGUGACAUAUGUGUCUCAGAGACAGGUGCAGGAAGGCACACAUGCACCAAUGCAAUACAUUUAACUCAUACAUUUCUGGAAGAGCUUUGUAAAAGGGACAUCAGUCCUGAAAUCUGUUAAUGUGCUCAUGCUGUGGUUCACAAAUGUACUUUGCCUUCACUGGUGUGGCACCUUUUCCACUGCAAACACGAACACAUUCCAAUGGAAAAGGCACUCCUGGGCGAGUAAGCAUGGAAUUCAUGUGAACUGUGACACCUUUCCCACACACAAUGCAAACUGAUUCUGUUGAUCGGCACAUGUUCAGUGCCUGCCCUUACAAUGACUCUAAUGACUUUGGUGUUUUAGUGCAGCAAGUAUUUUCAACAUUUAUUUGGGUAAUGGUAAUUGUGCCCUUUUCAAAUUAUUUUUGUGUAUCUAGUCAGUGUGCAUCCUUCAGGAUCAUUUGUACAAAUAUUAUUUGUGCAUUUUACAAAAACAAAUUUACACUGAAGUAAAACAUGUAUGUGCCUUCAUUUAAUCCUCUACCUGUUCCCUUUCAUGAUGGACCCAACACCUGAAAUACUUGUGAAAACUGCAUGCUCAUGUGUAGCCUUGAGUUUUUUUUUAUCUUCAUAAACCAGUUUUUAUCAUGCUGUCA